Messenger RNA from Cydia pomonella (codling moth), 2882 nucleotides. RefSeq lists its product as uncharacterized. Bases 729 to 1235 code for a protein of 168 amino acids. The record is from RefSeq and is a predicted model, not a curated record. NCBI's taxonomy places the organism in Eukaryota, Metazoa, Arthropoda, Insecta, Lepidoptera, Tortricidae. The transcript has 2 exons.
UUCGCCUAAGAACAACCAAAAUAGGCGGGAUUUUUGAUUAAGCAUAGAUGUCAAGGACCUCAAGGAUACAGUUAUACUGGUUAAAGGUGCUGAAUGCUCGCCUACUCUCGGUAGGAAACAGUAUUACACGGAUAGCGCUCCCGGCGACGCGCCGCUCCUGUCACCGCUGUGCCGCCGACACUCGCUGUCAUAACAACGAACGACCUCUUCUGAAUUAACUUCGUUAGCGUAUUGUUAUAGCUCGACCCGCUCUCGACACAAAUAACACCUGCCGCGACCCCUUUCAAACCACACAAUAACUGUUCUGUGUUAUCGUGCAUAUACUCACUGUGAUACUUACACUGGACUUAUACUGUUUCCGGAAUAUUCAAAAAUUUAAAAGAGCUGAAUAAAAACAUAAUAGCUCAUUAACCCGAAACAAUGUAAACUCAGAGGCGGCUUCAUGACAGACGAAUCACGAUCGUGCGACUACGUCAGCCCAACUGGAAUAGAUUCGCAUGUACCGUGCGUGAAAUUAAAGGAUAAACAAAUGAAGUCCGGAGCGGCGGGAAUAAUGAAGCAGUCCGCCUCAGGAGGUGUCAAGCAGCAGACACGAGCGUGACCCGCGCGACGCGACUCGGCCGCGCAGCGGGCCAACUGGGCCAUUCGAUAAGCGUGCCCCAUUUACCUGGAUUCAACGCGGGCGGCCAGCAGUGCGGCGGUGCAUCGGUGCUGGGCGGGCGUCCAACAUGUCGAGCAAGUCGUUCGCUACGGGGAGCAUGCGGUCGACCGGCGGGUCCGUGCGGCUCGGCGCGGGCGCGGGCGCCGGCCACGAGCUCGUGCUCGACGCGCUCUACGAACGCAAGCGCGACAAGAAGAGCGUGCGCGUGCUCACCGUCAUCAUCUACGUCUUCUGCGUCUCCCUCGCCGCCAUCAUGCUCUCCCUCUACUACGUGUUCUUCUGGGAGCCCAAGGACGCGCAGUACGCGCAGCGCAAGGUGUCUCACACUGUAGACCAGACCAGCACUACACCAAUGCCCACAUGCUUAAUGCCCCACACCGGAAGAGGCGGUGGCGCAGUAGACGAUGCCUUGAACUCAACAGCAGUAACUCCAUCAGCUGACAUCGCGAAUGAGACAACAUCAGACUCUAGUUCUUCAUUAUCAAGCUCGGAACUGCCCCUAUCUACAGAGUCCUUUAGUCUCUCGGAAAAUAAGACGAGCGGCGUUCGCGCUGACAACUCCAGCGUCACAUGACAAAAGAAUUUAAACUAAUUACAAUCGAAUGUAGUUCCAUACCCUCAAAUAUUCAUAGCGCCAAUUAGUAUAGUGAUGGCGACAGGCUAAUCAACUAAAGAACUUUGUUGCAUAAAAUACGAGCUAACAUGUUAAACUUUUCUACGACUCAAGUUUAAUAAGCUGAAGAGUGUGAGAAGGUUGAAGAUUGUGAUAAAAUACGCUAGUAUGCAAGAUGCAUAUAAUCAAUAGUUCAGUAGUGCAACUAUUGAGGUACUUAUAUCGAACUAGAAGGCCCGGGAUGAACCAAUAUUUUCAACAAUAAAAAGUAAAGAGGCUCAUCCCGUAACUUCGACAUGUGCCUCAAUUGGUAGGUAUAACUGCGCCGCUUCUUCAGUUCAGUAUCUAAAAUGUAUACCUGUCGCCUGCACUAUUACGUUCUUAACCCUUAUUGGGUAGUUACUCAUAAUAUAGUAUUUAAAUUAUAAAUAAUACAAGGGUCUUGAAUAAAAGGAUCGCCUUUACUUUGAAAAGUUUCUGACUCAAAGUACAAUUUGAAACAAUCAUGUAACAAAACAAGUAAAAUAUUACGAAGAAAAUCAUCGGAAAAAAUAAUCAUCAGAAUUUGACACUGGUUGAAUAAGUGGCUAAAAUAUGCGAUCGGUAAGAUACUGAACUUAUGUAAAUCAAGAAUUAUGCUGCAAGUACAUUAGUUUGGUCGCCGCAUGCAAACAAUGUCAGAUGCCUAGCAACCUUAGCUUUACAAGUCUGUACUCUAUAUUAGGUGAACGUAGUAGUAUAAUUGCGGCAUUAUUCAAAGUAGCGGCGAUGUCUAAAUAGUCACUGGCGCCAAUCACAUCUAAAGGCUGAUAACAAACACCAAUAUUAAACGACGGAUUACUAGUGAUAUUUAUGUAUAAUUUUCUAGAAGCCUAAUUAGCAUAAGAUGAAGGUUAUUUCUUCAGAUAUUUACUAAAGUAAUUUAUACUUAGUGUUAAGUGUUAACAAAUAUGUUUAGAGAUUUAUUUACUCAUAAAUCACAUAUUAAGGUCAUGUGGGGUAAGAGAAAUACAGAUUAUUUUGCUCGGGAAGAAACAGGAUUCCCAACUUUGCCUAGUGUUUCACUUACCCUAUUUAACCUUUUUACAUUAUCGGUGUUAGACCAAGUUGCUGAUCUCAUUUACUUUGCGUGUAUCGUCUGACAUAUCCUCACAGUAGCUGCUAUAUACCUAUUUGUGUAGAAUAAGAUCACGUCUUACUAUUUCCAAGUCUCUGUAGUGCCUGUAGACAUAAGUAUCGUAAGUUCACGAAACGUGUCCAUGUAUUCAAUACGUCCAUCAAAUCCCUGUAUUAUAAUUAACAAGAGCAAUAAAAUAAAAUAAUCGAAAUUCGGAUGCCUUAUGAAAAAUCAAGAAUACCGCCCGCCCGUUUGGUGGUAAGCGGAUACUGUACCCUAUGGUCACUUCAAACUCGAGCAGUGUCUCGGAAACUCAUACUUAUUGCCUUCCUUUUAUCUGACGAUUCGUUGUAUCGAUACCCAAAAAUAUAACGAAGCGCAUCCUGCAUUCAGGCGACAUUAUACACAUUUUCAUUCACAACUCCUGUAAUUUAUAAGUACAAGCCGUGUUGUAGUAGAGAACUCAUUGUAUAAUAUAUUUUUAAAUAAUA